AUGGCUCGGAUUAAUGCUACAAUGAAUGCCGAAGGUGGAUAUACCCUAUCUAAAGUAAACUUGGAGCACACACAUAUUUGUAGUCCUAGAAAGGCAAGACAUAUGAGAUGUUUUAAGAAGGUUGAUGCUCGUGUGGCUAAGAGGCUCGAAAUAAAUGAUGAGGCAGGAAUACGAAUGUCCAAAAAUUUCAAGGCUGUGGUUGUUGAGGCAAGGGGUACGAGAAUGUGCCAUUCGGGGAGAAGGAGUGUCGAAAUUACAUUGACAAAGCACGACAACUUCGCCUCGGGGUUGGAGGUGUUGAAGCUCUAUAUAGACGUGGACCAUGAGAUGCGAUUAAAGAAUGUAUUUUGGGCAGACGCCCGAAGUAGAACUGCAUAUAAAUCAUUCGGAGAUGUGAUUACGUUUGACACAACAUAUCUGACUAAUGCAUAUAAGAUGCCCUUUGCAUCGUUUGUGGGUGUGAACCAUCAUGGUUAG
This is a messenger RNA of Juglans microcarpa x Juglans regia, 477 nucleotides long. RefSeq names its product protein FAR1-RELATED SEQUENCE 8-like. NCBI's taxonomy places the organism in Eukaryota, Viridiplantae, Streptophyta, Magnoliopsida, Fagales, Juglandaceae. Gene Ontology annotation, biological process: regulation of DNA-templated transcription. The coding region runs from base 1 to 477 and encodes 158 amino acids. The record is from RefSeq and is a predicted model, not a curated record. The transcript is spliced from 2 exons.